AUGCCAUUUCUGUCUCGUGACACGACCACACAGGUGUUGUUUUUCUCGAUCUUGUCCUUUGUGGUCCGGGCAAGGCCCGCCGCCGCCAAUGUCAUCGACCUACCGAGCGAGAUUGUCGCCUUUGUCCCAUCAUGUGCAUCAGCCUGCUUCUCGACGUUUGUCAACAACAAUUUUCCAUUGGGAAUCUGCGGCAAGGACCCGACAUUUCAAUGUUUGUGUGAACACGCGGGGACUAACGGAUUUACCGUGGGCGAGGGUGCGUUGGCCUGCAUCGCGUCCGAGGACAGCACCGGACGCUGCACCGGCACCGAAGUCUCAUGUGAUGACUGUCUCGAAGAAGGCAUAUUCUAUGUGUUUUGGCCACAGCAGCGCGGCCCUAGAAACGCACGCAACCAUCGUGGCCUCGCUGGUGAUCCCGUCCCAGUCCACCAAAACUGUAACGACGACAGUCGUUGGAAAUACGAAAGGGAGCACGAAAGGAAGCACCGCGAGUCACAUGGCAACCCGAACUACCUCAAAGUCAUCCGCCUCUGCAUCAACUCGAACGCCGACCACAUUGACGAGCAGUGCUACUCUGUCCACAGAGUCUCGCCUGUUAACUGCACCGCCCCUAAAUCGGCAUCGAACACAUCAUCCGCGCAAACAAGUGCGACAUCAGACCAGACGCAGCGAAGUAAUGGUAUCAGAAGCCUGAGCGUUGCGCAGAUUGUUGGUAUCUCUGUCGGAACGGCCACUGCACUCUUUUUUGCCAUUGCACUAUCCAUCUAUCUACGCUUUCUUCGCCGACGUCGCUUAAUGCUUGUUCCUAGAUUGACUGGCGAUGGCAAUGAGGGUGGUGGCGGAGGAGGCGACGAAGAAGGACUUCAAAAACGGGUUCGGCCGAGAACGGGACACGAGCUCCAGAUAUCUGCUCCCGUGAACCUACAAGGACCGACGCACCCCUCGAACAGCACAGGUCCUUUGUGGCAAGAAAAGUACAAGACUAGCCGGACAGCGCCGCGGGAUACGCAGAAUAACCAGGACGCAGAGAACCGCCCGAAUCCUCCACCCAAAAGCCCUCCUCGAAUACUUUUAACAAGGCCAACUCUGGAGGGAUCGGUCAAUGAUGCAUCUAGGGUGCCAGUUGAGAGGUACAAUCGAAAUCUAACACCAAGGACGAUCUACGGCCAAGUGAAAAAUCUGCCACUCAAGGACAUUCAGGAUCCCGUUCAGACUACAAAAAAUAUAUCCCCGACACAAAGCAGCGUUCCCCCAUCCCUUCUCAUACGUCCACCUCCACAAAGCAUCGCCCCUGAUAGACGUAUGCUAGAGGAGCCGGUAGCCACUAUAUCCCGCCCUGUGCCAUAUCCAUCAUAUUACGGAAUCCCGCCGGACGAAGACCAUCUGUACGGUGGCUAUCCCCAACAGGCAAAAUAUACAGAGAAAACUUCACUAUCGACGCGGCCCGUGGAGGCCCAGCCAGUUCAACCGGAACGCAACUUGCCUUCCAUGUUUCAGCCACCAUUGACAAGUCGGGACAGUAUUGUGACGGAAUUUGCCGAGGACGGUGAGGACAACCUCUCACCAAGAGCGACAGACGAUGGACUAUAUCCAUCUCGUCGAUUCACUUCGAGGCAAGAUUUGUCUCAUACGCCACCCGACGCACAGCAUGGUGGCUAUUCUGCCCCAAUAAGCACUUUUCAAGAACCUCAGCUGAGGCCUCAACCAUCACGCCAGCCAUUGCCGCAAUUUCAAAUACAGCCCCAUCACCAACCUCAACUCCGACCUCAACCCCCACCCCAGACCCCAUCGCCAAGGGCCCAAGGUGACGAUCCGGCCCGCGGGGUCCAGCCGCCAUAUAUGUCUCCGUCUCUCGUGCCUCGACCUCUCGAUGUUGGAACACGCAAUCCCGGAAGGAAUACCGGAAGGUCUGGGCCAACCCUGGAUAUGCCGGUCGGAGCAGGCAGCAACGUCUCGCAGAUGGCUAAAAUGCGGCUGGGCGAUGAGCGUGCACUUGGUCUACGGCUGGUGGGUGAUGGACGGUCGCAGCGUCCACGGCAAAAUGCCGGCUGGAGACGGAUGGACGACAACUUUGGAGAGUAUUAA
Messenger RNA from Sporothrix schenckii 1099-18, 2085 nucleotides. RefSeq lists its product as uncharacterized. The record is from RefSeq and is a predicted model, not a curated record. Bases 1 to 2085 code for a protein of 694 amino acids. Lineage: Eukaryota; Fungi; Ascomycota; Sordariomycetes; Ophiostomatales; Ophiostomataceae. The transcript is spliced from 3 exons.